AUUUUUAUUAAGAUUAUAAAAAAAAUGAAAUAACUUAAUGUUGUAACUUAUUUAUUUUGGUGAAUUGAAGCGAUUUGGUAUUUAUUGUAAAUGUAAAGGAAAAUUGUAUAGGGCUAUAUCGAAAAAAGCGAAAUCCAGAAAAAUUGGAUUGGGUGCAUAAGAUAAGAUGACGAUGAUGUUGAAGGUAUGGAAUUGGUAUGAGAAUCGUCUGUCAAUUCAUCCAGUUAAGACGCAAGUGAUUACCUCUGGCGUCCUUUGGGCUGUUGGAGAUGUCACUGCUCAAUACAUUACUCACUCUGCUGCUGCAAAUAAACGUCUUCGAUUAUCUGUCUCUGAUGAAGUAGAUGCUAAAUUUGUUAUCGAUUGGAGACGUGUGGCCGUUACAAGUAUGUUUGGAUUUGGUUUUGUUGGACCAGUUGGUCACUUCUGGUAUGAAGGCUUGGACAAAUUUAUAACACUUAAGCUUCAACUAAUGUCAAAGUCUAUGCGAUCCAUAGCUACUAAAGUAGCAAUGGACGGCUUGAUUUUUGGUCCUGUACAUUUGUUAGUCUUCUUUACUUACAUGGGGUUGUCUGCUGGCAAGAAUAUUCCUCAAGUGAAGGAAGACUUGAAGAGGAAUUAUGUCCCAGCUUUGAUUUUAGAAGGUGGUGUGUGGCCAAUUUUGCAGGUUUUUAAUUUUUGUUAUGUUCCUGUGAAGUACCAGCUUCUGUAUGUAAACUUUUUCUGCUUGCUGGAUAGUGCUUUUCUGUCAUGGUUGGAACAAAAGAAGGAUGCACCGUGGAAACAAUGGUUUACACUUCAUUCUUCUAAUGGAAAAAGAGAUAAAUAAUGAUGAGGAGGCUGAUCGAACAUGAAACAUAGUGAUUAAAGCUUUCUUAGUAUUUUGCUUCUGUGAUGUUUUGGAAAUUGUAAUACAUAGAUUCAAUGAAAGACACAUUUUGUUUUGUUUAUUUUU
Molecule: messenger RNA, 955 nt
Organism: Cicer arietinum (chickpea)
Lineage: Eukaryota; Viridiplantae; Streptophyta; Magnoliopsida; Fabales; Fabaceae
Product: protein SYM1-like
Cellular component (GO): membrane; cytoplasm
Source: RefSeq, a predicted model, not a curated record